GUCGCACGGGACCCCUCAGUCACCACGAGAUCGGCAAACCGAAUGGUCAGACUUUGGUGUAAUUUAACAAUAAAAAAAUAUUUAAUUGAAUUUAUUUUCAAAAUAAAAUAUAUUUGUUGUUUUAUUGGAAAAAUUUAAAAAGCUCAAAUUAACAAUAUAUCUUAAUAAAAAUUUAUUAAAAUUAUAUUAACAAUUUAAUUUUCAAUUAAAAUGGAAGUUCAACGAUUACGAAUACGUUAUCUAAAUUAUAAUUUUGUAAAUCAAACGCGAUUAUAUAUUGUUCAUUGAAUUGAUUUUAUUUUUCAUUAAUUAAAAAUUUUUAUAUGUGAAAAUUAAUAAAACAAUUGAGUGAACAACAAUUGUGAAAGAAUUUUUUUCAAAAAAAAGUGUUGGUGGUUGUGGUGGUGUUAUUAUUUGACAACGAGAUAAAACCAUUGUUGGAGAACGAGGAAGAGAUGAUCUACGGGCUGUUGAUAGCUGGUGCUAUUGCCCGUGCCACGAUAAGGCGGUAUUCAGUGGCUAAAACGAUAAUUUUAACGAGCCUGAUAUUUUUAAUAGUAUCUGGUUUAACUGGUGUAUCAUCAGUACCAUCAUAUAAUCACGAAAUAUCAAAAAUAACGGCAAGAAAAAUGCAACCAUGGGAAAAACCAUGUGGUACGUUAUUUGAAUCAUCAACUGGACGUCCAUUACAAAGACACAGUGCACAUAGAUCAUUGAAACGUGUCAGAACGAGAUUAAAAGUUGCUAAAAAUCAUAUACAAAAAGAUAGACAUGAUAUUGAAAAAGUUUAUUCAAAGAUUAAUACAGUAUUAAAGGGUCAAUAUAAUUUUACCUGGCUACCAAAAAAACAACUUCAAUGGUAUUACAAUGAACUUUGGUGCAUGGAAAAAAAUAAAAAAGCUGAAUAUGCAUUGCCAAGAUUACAUGAUGCAUUGCAGAGGUUUGCUAUUACAUUUUAUUCAUUGAGAAAAUUUAAAUUUAAAAUUGGCAUUGAAGAUAAUUGGGCAAUCACAAAGAGAAAUGAAAUUAUAAGUGCAAUGGAAACUGAAGUACUUAGUAUACUAUGUGAAGUCGAGACAGCAAUAACAAAUCUCGGUCAUCAAGUACCACAUGUUCAUAAAUCAAAAAUAGUCAUUGAAAAUCCAGCUUGGAAUACUGAGGGUGAUAUGACAGUAUCACUUAUACAAGAUUGGGGUGUACUACGACUAUAUCGUAUAUUUUUGAAUGAUUGGAUACGAGCAUUUAGAAAUGCAACAGCAAAAGGACCAGGAACAUGUGAUUCAAAUACCGUUAAACCAAUUAUUUUCAAGUCAAAAAAUAAAAAUCAGAAAAAAACAACACGACUUAAAACAAAAAGACAUAUGAAAAAAAAAAAAUCAAAUGAACAACAACUAUUAAGAGAUAAUAUUAUUCAUGAAAAUAAUAAAAAAAUGAUACAAGAAAAAAAACGUGAAUUACGACUUAGGCUACAAAAUAGAAUGAAAUUAAAUGAAUCACAAAAUUUAUAAUAAUUAAAUUUAUAA
Messenger RNA from Aphidius gifuensis, 1523 nucleotides. RefSeq lists its product as uncharacterized. The record is from RefSeq and is a predicted model, not a curated record. The coding region runs from base 456 to 1508 and encodes 350 amino acids. The transcript has 4 exons. Lineage: Eukaryota; Metazoa; Arthropoda; Insecta; Hymenoptera; Braconidae.